GCAACAGAAGUUAAAUACCCACACCAGCAUGAGUCCACCAGAUGAUGGAAACGCGGGAUUUCGGGGAAAGUUAAAAACAUGUGGACGAAGAUGCUUGCAAAAUUCCAAGGAAAAUUUAUUACUUGUUUUACUGUUUUUUGGUGUGUUUUUUGGAGUUGGUAUGGGGUUCUUUGUGCGGGCUGUUGCAUCUCCGUUCACGCCCAGGCAGAUCAUGUACCUUAUGUUUCCUGGAGAGAUUCUUAUGAGAAUGUUAAAAAUGCUUAUUCUGCCGCUGAUCGUCGCCAGCUUGAUCGCUGGAAUUGCGGGACUUGAUGCCAAAACGUGUGGCCGAAUGGGGCUACGCACCAUCGCUUAUUUCGCUACCACCACCUUCAUGGCGGUCGUUCUGGGAAUUAUCAUGGCCACUAGUAUACAGCCCGGGGGUGGAACAGGCUCCGGGGAUAUCAAAAGAUAUGGUGCCGCCAAAAAAGUCAACUCAGUGGAUACAUUUCUCGACCUCAUCAGGAAUUUAUUUCCAGAUAAUUUGAUCCUAUCCUGUAUAGAUGCAUAUCGAACGGCAGAAAAAAAAGUGUUUAUAGAGAAAACGGUGACGAACGAAACGUUAAAUGUUACAUCAACGUCAACCAUAUCACCGACUACGUUGGUCUACAACUUACUGAAUAACGACACCAAUCUAACAGACGCCGAUACGCAAGACUUUAACUGGGUACCCACAAAGUCAUCUACAGGCCAGACGAAUGUAUUGGGUAUUGUCAUGUUUUCUAUAUUGUUCGGUGUGAUGUUGGGUCGUAUGGACAGUAGGGGUAAACCAGUUCUCGAUUUCUGUGCAGUAAUCGUGGAAGUCACAAUGAAACUGUUUACAGUGUUUAUAUGGUAUUCGCCAAUUGGUAUUGCGUUCCUGAUAGCUGCUAAAAUAGUUGAGAUGGAAGAUUUUAGUGUAUUGGUGGGAAAAGUUGGCUUGUAUUUUAUUACUGUGCUGUGUGGAUUAUUUGUUCAUGGUGCAGUCGUUUUACCGGGAUUAUAUUUUCUCGGUGCUCGACAAAAUCCAUACAAAUUUAUAUAUGGUAUAUCACAGGCUAUGGCCACUGCUUUUGGUACAUCUUCUAGUUCUGCAACCAUGCCAGUAACUCUUCAUUGCUUGGAACAUAAUAAUCACGUGGACCCGCGCGUGAGUAGUUUUGUCAUCCCUGUGGGAGCCACAAUAAAUAUGGAUGGUACAGCUUUGUACGAAGCGGUGGCUGCGCUCUUUAUAGCCCAAGUUAACAACAUGAACAUGGACUUCGGACAGAUAGUAACUAUAAGUAUAACGGCUACUGCUGCAUCGAUAGGAGCUGCCGGGGUUCCACAGGCAGGUCUGGUAACCAUGGUAAUUGUUCUGUCAGCUGUUGGUUUACCUGUCAAUGACAUCACAUUGAUUCUAGUCGUCGAUUGGUUCUUGGAUCGAUUCAGAACUAUGACCAACGUCAUGGGUGACAGUCUGGGGGCUGGUCUGGUUUAUCAUUUGUCAAAGCAUGAGUUACCUCCACUUGAGCACGAGAUGUUCGACACAACUCUACAACACGAACCAGUCAAAGUUCCAAACGGUCACGAAGGAAACGCCAUUACUGCAGUUUAGUGUAUUUAACCGGAAAUACUUAUCACGCGCAUUCUCGGAGAUAAUAUGCAAUAUUCCCAACUGCCAAUAGUUCAGUUGAAUAUGAAUUAUGAUGAUAAAAAUGACAUGAUAUAAUUUUCCAAAAAAUACCAUAAUGAAGCAAGAAAACCGAAAAACGAUUGUAGUCCAUAGUGCUGUAGUUGGGGUAGUAUGUAUUUGUAAAUAUAUAUAUACAUGAUUAUAUAACGGAAAUCGUCUGCAAGUUAAAACUAUUUUAACUGCGCGAGAAAAAAGAUGGCGGUAAUUUCUAUAAAUAGAUUCAGCAAGUUCAAUCGAUGAACGAUAACGAUGGAGUAUGAAAGACAUAUUUGGAGAGAAAACAAAACGCUUAAAUCAAACUUUAGAACACGGUUUAUUUUCUUAAUCUAUAAAGCUGUUGUCAAACCCUGCAUUUAUCGAUUUACACUUCUCACGUGACGUUUUGUCUUUAACACGGUAACAAUGAUAUCAUAAUAUUAUUUAAGGAUUGUCCAAAAUUUGGAGAUUUUAGUUCGGUUUAUCAAAACAAUGGCACCACUUAAGAAUACUACUAACUUAUUGGUAAUCGAUAGUUCUUCUAUUUACCGUCUUUCAGAAGUGGGUGUAUUCCCCAUUCUUGGAUUGUAACCUAACAAAGUCAGGUCGAAGUCUACAUGAAUAUAUAGAUUCUGAGUUACCGGUUGCAAAUAUGAAACAUGACGUCACCCAAUAUGUGCACUUCAUUUUAUUACGUCACUAUCUUUUUUAAAACUUAAAAUACUGAAGCCGCGUUUCCGUAAUUCGAUAAAUGUUACCCCAGGUAGUUAAACAUAAGCUUGUAAAUGUAUACGCUAAUAGAUUCCAUCAUUAUGAGAAUAGAUUGUUUCUCGUUGUUUAAAAUGAUAUUAAAUCACCAAUAUCUGUAAAUAUACCAUAAUUAAAUGUACGGUAUUUAUGUAGUUAGUUCGUAGUUUAGAGUGUAUGCCUACUUUCAGGUAGCAAUAGAUGGAACACGGUUUUGAAAUUCUACAACAUUAGCAUUCUCAUCAAUAGAAUUAAAUUAAUACAGUUUUAAUUUAUCAAUCUAUAAUAAAUAUAUUUAUCAUAUUUGUUAAUGUGAAUGGCGUAUUACUCAUCCCAAACGGUAUACAAGAUUCUUUCAUAAAAGCUGGAUUUCUUUGGCGGAUGUGGCUAUCGAGAUUUUGAUUUAAUCGCAUUGCCGAUAGUAAUUUUUUUUUUUUCGAAAAAUAACUUUUGACAUUACUAGCUAUUGCCGCUCCACAAAAAAAACAUGUCACUAAUAUCGAACCCUGUCCGGAUAAUCAGCUUGAAUAUCCCCUUACAAAUAUUAGAUUCUUUAGUGUUAUUUUCUGAAAAAUUGGGAAUAAAUCAAUUUAGGGAUCGAAAUAGCAAAUGAGAAUUGUUAGUAACUGUCAAAGGAUCCAGACUAUAUGUUAUGUAGUUUUUAUGUGUCAUAUGUGUUCACACCUUCACCACUUAAAUCUCCCUCCUCAUCCAUGGUUGUGAAUUAAGAUAUCAAGAUAUUUAUCUCGUGAAAGAUAUCGAAUUAUUUGUGGUUGUGAUUUUUGUACUUAUUUCUAGAGUUGUGAUGAUCAGAUUAUUUUGGACAGAGUUAUAGACCUUUGGUAAAACGUGAUUAUAUCUUUUUUUUGGUCCUUUAUUAGAAUUAUUUACCUUUGCUCCAAGCCAUUUCAAUUUUAAUAUCUACGUAUUGCACAAUAUUCCAGAAUAUCUAUAUAAUAAAAAAAUUGAUAGGCCACUAAACAGUUUUUUUACGUAUGUUUUAUCAUACAUUAUCAUACUAAUAAGUGAAAUAAAGGUAUAAAAAAGGGGGCAAGCAACUCUUUUAUCACCAACUUGACUCAAUUGUUUAAUAUUAUUUAAUAUCUUGACCAAUAUUCAUAUAUAUUGACAGUUAAUUCAAAUAAUGGUCUUUGGCAAAGACUAAUAAAGGGAAAUAACUCCAAUAGAUACACCCAACUUGAUGAUCGAACCAUUCAAUUUCCAUACACUCACUUGGUAAUGUCUAAUUCAUUGUUAAAUGUAAGUUGUUGAUUUUGAAGAAUACAGAUAUUAUUACUAUUAUUGUUGUUAUUAUUAAUAUCAUUAUAAUUAUUAUUCAUGGUUUAUUGUUUUGAUAGAUUAUAUAUCUUCGUAUUGAAGACAUAUUUGUAUACAUUGUAUUUACUGCACAUUGACCUGUACUGAAGGAUCGAAACCUCUUUGAUUUUAGGUAAAACAAUACGUUUUGAAUGACUUUCCUUAUUAUGUACACACUUUCGACAAAUAAACGUUCGGUUCAGAAGAAAAAGCAGAAGAAGUUGAAAGCAAGAUUGAUUAUAUUAAUUUACGGAAAGAAGUUUAUGAAAUAGAAAGAUUUUCAUUCCAAAGGAAAUUAAUGCAUUACAUUAAAUCAAAUGUGCACUUUUAUUUCUUACAAAAAUCAAAGAGGUCGCCCCCUCGUACCAUCCAUAUAUAUAUAUAUAUAUAUGGAUUGCAUAAGAAAGGUAAAUAUAUAUAUUUAUAAACGUUGAAAUCUAGCGUUUAUUCAUAAAUAUAAAUAUAUUUUGCCUGUUAAUUAUUGUAUAUAUUAUACAUUGCAUAUUUGUCAUUAUAUAUAUUUAUUGUAUAAUAGAUCUGGGUGAGUUAGUUCGUGUAAACGUCCAGAAUACAGACACCGUUUUAUGAAAAGUAUACAUUUGAAAAAAGUACAACAAUAAGAUAAUUGACUUGACUACUUUGGUACCAUUAUACAAGAAGGGAUUUGGUGUUAUUCUGGUAACAGAAUUUUCAUGAUAGAAAAAUAGAAUAAUAUUUAAAUUUGAAUGCAAUAUGGAGUCUAUAAUUUCACUUAAAUGCGAUAUCCUAAAUGACCAAUUAGGGUAAUGAACAAACAUCGCUUCGUCAAAGUGACCGACUCCCUAGUAGUAACGUAUUUCACGUCACGAUAACGAUAGUACCCAAAUCUCCUUAAUAACCUCAAAUGCUGACCAUACAACAAACAACCAUUCUUUACAUUUAGAAAAUCAAACGAAAAAAAAACCGUAUAAGAACAAUACAACAUUUAAUACAAAACCUGUUCAAAAGAAGAAACGGACCUGUGCUCUGUAAUAGAUUAAGUAGAAUAGAAUUUUCAAUGUAUAUUAAUGUAGUAACAUAAAAUACAUAAUUUAUACAUUAUAUAACGACUAUGAUCUAUAAUACACUCGACACAACAACGGAAAUGUCCUAGAGUUUCUUUAAUAGUGCGAGGGACAUUUCCGGAUUUUCGCAAUUCAUCGGCAAUCAUAGAUUAUGUUUAAAUAUAAAAAUGAUGUAAACAAGGUUAGUAUAGGAUUCACUAAAAAACGUAUAUUAUUAAUAUUAUUAUUAUUAUUAUUAUUUGCAUAUUGUAUAUCAUUAAUUACAUAUUGUUGUUUAGAUCCACACGCGAACAUGCCAUUGUGUAGAGAUAUAUGAAAACGAAAUCAUGGAUUCAUCUUAGAAGUAUUUGUUGUCUUAAAUAUGUUGUCUUAGAAUUUUUACAGCAAUUAUUUAAGAAUGUUUGAAAAUUCUAAUCGAAGACUGUUGUAUUGUGACCAUAAACCCGGAGCUCUAACGAACAGGGUAUAUAAACUUCUAAUAUAGUAAAUAUAAAAUAUGUGGUGUAUAGAAUUAGUAUUUGAUAUUUUUGGUAUGUUUAUAUUUCAUUUAAAAUCUUUAUUACUGAUAUUUGAAGCACAGCCCACAUUCCAAAACGGAGAGAUGAAACUUGCUGCGAAAGUUAUCGGAACACCAAAACGACAAACAUGAGUAUUUGUGAGCGAUAGUCUUAAUUAUUCCAAUGGCGAUAUUAAUUAUCAAUGAUUAAACAUAUCAUUUUCGUUAAAUUCCAUGAUCUCGCGAAAUUUUAUGAUUAGCAUACGUCCCACUAAAUGUGGCAACAUUCCAGAAAAGACGUUAACUAUAUACUAUAAUUGUUAUAUUUGAUUGUAAAAAUGGAUUUCAGUAAUCCUUAGAUCAAGAAAUACUCCCGUAUUAUCUAUUCAACUGAUGAAUCGAGGAAAAUUGUGGAAUUCGUUUAUGGGUUUUAGAAUCUUACAAUAUGUAUAUAGAUAUCAAUUAGUUAUUAUUGAUACACUGAUCAAAGAGCUUGAAUCCACCACCACCAUUCGAUGUUGCAUAUCCAUGUUAAUUGUAAUCUAGUUAAUUUAUUCAAUAGUCUAUAAAUCAUGUUGUUUGUCAUUUUUUUCUAGAUUUAAUAAAAGGUUAAAUAUUA
Patella vulgata (common limpet) is the source of this 5891-nucleotide messenger RNA. RefSeq names its product excitatory amino acid transporter 1. NCBI's taxonomy places the organism in Eukaryota, Metazoa, Mollusca, Gastropoda, Patellidae. The transcript is spliced from 8 exons. Gene Ontology annotation, biological process: L-glutamate transmembrane transport. Gene Ontology annotation, cellular component: plasma membrane. The record is from RefSeq and is a predicted model, not a curated record. Bases 29 to 1615 code for a protein of 528 amino acids. Gene Ontology annotation, molecular function: neutral L-amino acid transmembrane transporter activity; glutamate:sodium symporter activity; L-glutamate transmembrane transporter activity.